GAAGAUGCCAUUGUGAAACUAUGCAGUGACUACCAGUUACUUUUACAAAAACUUGCCAUUUCUCUGUAUUUACAAAUGCGGUAUUUGUAAACUUCGCAUCACUUGCAAGCAAGAUUCGCUUUGUUUUGUUACAAGGAUCUGGAAAUAUGAGCGGGGAGUUUAAUAUAUUUGGGAAUUUAGAUGCCCUAAAAAAUGUUAAUCUUUUGGAUAAACUCAAAUCGCUUGAAAAUUCAAAUGCCGCUAAGGAUGCAAACGACACUAAUGGAUUGCUCAGUAGCGAUGACAGCGAUUUGGAUAAGGACUUUGAAUCCAUGCUGAACAAUAAUGUAACCAAAAAAAGUCCCUCGAAACGUAGAAAAAUGAAUAAUGUUGAGGCCAGUGACGAAAUCUGUGCGCAAGCAAAGUCUAAAAAUGCUAAAGGAACUGAAGACACUGUUGCCUCCAAAGAUAAAAAAGAUAAAGCAAAGAAAAAAGGUCGAAAGACAGUUCAUCGCAGAUCUACUUCGUCUUCAGAGAGAUCCUUGUCUCCAACCCUAGAUUGCUUAGUAAAUUUCGAUAAGAAUGCUGGACAUAAUGAUGUUAUGGAUACAGUACCGGAAUUGCCCAGAGUAACCAGAAAAAGCUUUGACGCCUUAAGGAAAAUAGCAGAAAAAAAUGCAGCAGCUGCUGCUGAAGCCGAAAGAAGAGAUAAGGAAAAUACCAGCAAAAUAAAAGGACGUGGUGGAAGAGGGAGAGGAAGGGGACGGGGACGGGGUCGUGGUCGUAGUGGAAGAAAUGCUAUUGCCGAAAAUCUAUCGAAUGAUAAUAGCUGUUCUAAUAAUACCGACUCAGAUGGAGAAUAUGUUCCCCAGGCAUUGGGGGAGGCAGAUACGCAUGCCCCCACCUAUAUACCAUCUCCUGUAGGCGUAUUAGCAGGUUUGCCAUCCAUUAUGGAAAGUUUCUUGGGACUAGCUCGCGGGCGAGGUCGCCAAACAAGAAACAGCCAAUCUGCCCGUUCUCGGCGAAAUCAAAUGGCAGAACUUGCAGCACGGUCUACACAGGUUGACUUUGUUGAUUUAGUAUCUAGUCCAUUGCCUCGUGUCGAAGGUACAAUAUCUCUAGACUCUGAUGGAGAAAUAGAUCCCAAUCAGCAGCCCAUAAGUCUUGGUAGGAGGAAACAUACAGAAACUACUUCCACGCUGGACGUUUCAAUUGAAGAAGAUAAUCCCGAAAUAUCUGUCAAGAUAAAAUGGAACGGUAAACCCGAAUCAUUUAAACUUCGCAAAUACCAAAAAUUUGCUGUGAUAAUUCAAAAAUUAGCUGAACGUGAAAAUGCUGGUAUGGAUAGUAUUGUUUUAAAUUUAGAUGAUCGUAUUAUAACAGCAGAUGAUACUCCCGAGUCGAUAGAUUAUAAGAUUUUCCAAUUUAUUAACGGACGUGUUGUAACUAUGAAAUUUAAUUCGCCAUUAGCUACGGGCAAAACGGCAGUUACAAAGAAACAUCGCAACGCCAAUCAAAUAAGUGUGAAAGUGCAGUCGGAUAAAUGGAAGAGACCGCUUCAAAUUGAUAUUAAAAAAACUGAUUUAUUUCGUAUUUUGUAUAUAAAAUGUGCCGAGGAGUUGAACAUAACAACGGAGAAAAUCAGUCUGAGUUUUGAUGGCGAACCCCUAGAACUUAAUGAUACUCCAGCAGAUUUAGAUUUGGAAGGUGGUGAAGUUAUUGACUUACGUCUCAGAGAAUAAAACACUUCCCAAAUAUACCAUUCCAUUCCAAAUUUGGUUUUAUCUAAAUUUCGUAUAUUGUAUGCAUUAUCUUUUUAUUAGUUGCAUCUAUUGAAUUUUCUUAAUUUGAAACAAAAUAUUUAUGUAUAACCGUUUUAAAUAAUGUAUGUUUUUUCUUAAAAUAUAGACAAAUUUGUCAGAAUCGUUAGAAUCUUAUAAUUUUUAAUAAAGUACAAUGUAAUAAAAGCUUAUAGUGGAGCCUAACAUGAA
Molecule: messenger RNA, 1970 nt
Organism: Musca domestica (house fly)
Lineage: Eukaryota; Metazoa; Arthropoda; Insecta; Diptera; Muscidae
Gene: Rad60
Exons: 4
Coding region: 147-1721 (524 amino acids)
Biological process (GO): cytokine production; positive regulation of transcription by RNA polymerase II
Molecular function (GO): protein binding
Source: RefSeq, a predicted model, not a curated record